CACGACCAAACAACCUUCAACCUCAGCCUCCUACACCUUCCGAAAGACCACACAUUGAACACCGCCGCAAGGCCGCGAGGUUUUCUCACCCAGUUUGGAUCCACGCAGUCUGCAUGCUCGCCAUUGGUGUUGAGCACAAGGCAAUGGUGUGAUCUACGCCAUUGGCUUCCGCAGCAUUCAAUCCCCCCUCCUCCUACGCCGCCAUGGCCUACGCUCCAUCUCCCUCCGCCCCCUCCUCCAGCCUCUCUCUCCCCGGCCCGGCCUCCUCUAACGCUCCUCGCGGCACCUUCCUGCCCGGCACCAAAGUCCAAGUCGGCAAUCAGAGGGUUAUCAUCGAGAAAUAUCUGUCCGAAGGCGGCUUCGCCCAUGUCUACAUUGUGCGCAUCCCGCGAGAGGGCCACAAGCAUGAACUCGCCGUGCUCAAGCGGGUGGCCGUGCCGGACCGCGAGCAAUUGGCAUACAUGCGGACGGAAGUGGAGACGAUGAAGAAGUUGCAGGGGCACAAGCAUGUCGUCAAAUACAUGGACAGCCACGCCAGCCAGUUGAAGGCGGGAGGGUACGAGGUCUUCUUGUUGAUGGAGUUUUGCGACGGGGGAAGUCUCAUCGACUUCAUGAACACUCGCCUCCAACAUCGCCUGACCGAGCCGGAGAUCCUAAAGAUCUUUGGCGAUGUCGCCGAGGGCGUGGCCUGCAUGCACUAUCUCAAACCCCCGCUAUUGCACCGCGAUCUCAAAGUCGAGAACGUCUUGAUUUCCAAGUCCAUGUCCACCGGUGCGCCCGUCUACAAGGUCUGCGACUUUGGAAGCGCCGCUCCUCCUCGGCCGGCAGCAACAACGACGGAAGAGGCACGCCUCAUUGAAGACGAUGUGCAGAAGCACACCACCAUGCAAUACCGAAGCCCCGAGAUGAUCGACGUGUGGCGCAAGCAGCCCAUUGACGAAAAGGCCGACAUCUGGGCGCUGGGCGUGUUUCUCUACAAGCUCUGCUACUACACUACUCCCUUUGAGAACGUCGGGCAGAUGGCUAUUUUGAACGCCAGCUUCAAAUACCCCCCUCAUCCUCCCUUUUCCGCUCGGCUGAAGGCUCUCAUCGGCAGCAUGCUGAAGGAGGAUCCCAAGAAGCGUCCAAACAUCUACGAAGUCAUUCGAGAAACGUGCAGCAUGCGCGGCGUCGAGAUGCCCGUCAAAGACAUCUACUCCCAACGCACGCAGUCCGAAGCUCGAAGAAACGAGACUCUCCCCUCGCCGGAUCGCCCGACUUCCAUCGGCCUGACGAAGCAAGCCCCUCAGGUCCAAGUGCAAAGUCUCCCGGACAUUACGCCUAUGCGAAGAGGUCGCCCCGGGGCGCCUGCGCAGCAAGCUCCGUCUCCCGUCAUCAAACCUAGUGCCUCUCCCGCACGUGGCGAUCCCUUCGCAGCUCUAGAUUCCAAGAACUACGACGUUCGAGCGGGCGCUGUGGAUGAACUUUCUAAGAAGUUCCCAUCCUUAAAUGAGUUCGCCAUCACCCACGACAAAGGCGGCCCUUUCGUCUUUCCCUCGCAGUCUGACGCAGAGCCUGCGACUGCUCCUGUACAGGCCAAUCCAAAGAACCUGCACGAGCGAGUGACCAAUGCUCUCGCCGAUCAAGUCUUCCGACAAGCGAACCCCUCGUCAAGCAUCGGCAAGUCACAGUCCGCAGCUCAACUGUCGUCACCUUCGACAGUGCCCAGCACCAAGACCACUUUGCCCGCAGCCCGAGAGCCUCGAAAAGAUUCCGUGCCAGCAACUUCCCCAGCCGGCGUCGCAUAUACUUCGACUGCAACGGGCGCGUCGCCACCGACAAGCGCGACCACGACGGCCUUUCCAGAUAUCAGCAAGCGGCCGAUUUGGAAAGUGCCGGAUACCCCUUCCGGCCAGACGCGAGUCGGCGGUUCGCCGGCAUUGCAGCUCCCGAGCCCAAACCCCGAUAUGCUUCCAGUCCACCGCUCCAAGUCGCAAACAGCUACGCUGAGAGAUGCAACCGGCCCGGCGUCUACCUCGUCACGGCCGUCUUUGGAAGGGCAUCGGCCCGUGCUACCAGAAGCUGGAGAGCCUCUGACCAGAAGAAAGUCUGCUGAACUCCGUCCACGGCCUUCGAGCGCGUACAUGAGUUCUGAUAUGGAUUAUCUAAAGGGUCAAGAAGAGCAGGCCCGUAGACGGCCUGCAGUGGUGAGUCGGCGAUCCAGUAAAGAUGUUGCUCGCAGGCAUGAAGUAGCUGUGGACGACUCGAAUAUCACAGACGACAUGGAUUAUCUGCGCCGCAGUGAAGAUGCCGAGCGCCGAGUGAAUCACAGGCAUUCACUGCAUCGGAAAAUUUCGGAUCAGCGUUCGCACUCGCACUCGCACGUGCACCAUCAUGCCCAUUCCAUCUCUUCGGGAGCCAAGGGCAUGCUCACUGGUAAAUUCGGCGAUGCCUUCAAACGGUUUGAGCACCGUUCCAGCAACGAAAGACUUGUCGAUAGAGAAUCGACGGAGCCGGUCUUGCACACUCAACAACGGGAACAUGAAGCAAGAGUACUAUCCCCUACAUCGGCCUCGGAGGCUUCCAAUAGGCUCCGUUCCGAUGUGGAUUCGGCCAUCGACGAGACUCAGGACCUGCCUCCAGAGAUGCGACGAGAAAUGGAGCGCCGACGGCUGAGUCAGGAGGAACAACGAGUGGCAAGAGCUACCGCUGAGUACCGCUCUCGAGUGGUCGAAGAUCAGGGGACAGGCGGUGUGGGCGGGAUUCUUAAUCGAGCGAGCACGAUUCAGAAACGAGUACAGACCCUGCUCGACGAGGCAGGACAAAACUCGGCACCUGUGAAAAGGACGGCCGAGGGGUAUGGGCGGUACACUGCUGAUUCGGAUCCCGCAGCCCAACAAGGUCGGCAGGCUGUGCCGGCAAUAGUGCCAACAAAGACAGCGCCGCCACCUAUUGUAUCGAAGCCGGCAAUCAUCUCCGAAUUGCCAUCGGUGGCGAAUGCGAAGAUCCGGCAGCGGCCUCUGGAGCCUACCAACACUGCACCGCCCCCGUCCGCAUCCGCUCCGCCAUCACAGUCGGCUGUUACUGCCGCCCCUCCUGCCAGAAUGGCUCUGCGGCCCAGCGUUCCACCCAAGGCAGCGAUGCUGCGGACUGGAGGAAGCGCAGCAUGGCCUCCGCCACAAGCCUCGAACGCGCAGGAAGGCUCCAGCACUUCGAAACCAUCCACUGGCCUCGCAGCUCUCCUUGCAAAAGACCUGGAAGGUGUGCCCGACUAUCCACCAUCUGGGUCCAGCGCAGCCAUCUCCGCGCCCGAGAGCGAUGUGCAAUUCCCCGCGGUGGAUGAUGAUCUGGAGACGGAUUUCAGCAAACGCUACCCUACAUUGAGCGGCAUUGAGAUGGUGGAGGCGGAAAUUGGAGGCCAGCGGAAGAUUCUACGCGCAAGGGAGGUGUGAUGUGACGCCGUAUGUCUGGAUGAUCUAUGUGUUGUGCAUAUGACCAGCAGGAGCAUAAAUGGUAGACAGAGUUGUGAAGAGUGAUGGGCUGCUUGGCCUGCCGGCCUGGACUUCAGAAGCCCUCAACCUUACGGCAGCUGGCUCCCGUGCCAAGGGAAGCUCUAAUUUACCUGCAACGUGCGCCAUAUCUGGUAACAUCUGCGAUAUGCUCAUCAUAUGACAGUUCUGGUGUCGCGUGAAUAUGCAUGGUCAUCGCCGGCACCGUCAAAUGCAGCAUGACAAACCGCCAACCAACAUCAAAGUGGUGUUGGUUUACGGAUGCGGAAGGCAGAAGAAGUGAGGUGCGGCGCGAAGCUCACCUGGUCCGAGCUUAGGAGGGCGUGAUUUAGCGCCAAUCUUAUCUUAAUUUAGAAUGCCUAGAAACGGUCGUCCG
Messenger RNA from Neohortaea acidophila, 3864 nucleotides. RefSeq lists its product as uncharacterized. Gene Ontology annotation, cellular component: cytoplasm. Bases 204 to 3431 code for a protein of 1075 amino acids. The record is from RefSeq and is a predicted model, not a curated record. Lineage: Eukaryota; Fungi; Ascomycota; Dothideomycetes; Mycosphaerellales; Teratosphaeriaceae. Gene Ontology annotation, molecular function: ATP binding; protein serine/threonine kinase activity. The transcript has a single exon. Gene Ontology annotation, biological process: protein autophosphorylation; peptidyl-threonine phosphorylation; actin cortical patch assembly.